This is a messenger RNA of Rana temporaria (common frog), 1130 nucleotides long. RefSeq names its product cornifelin homolog. The coding region runs from base 295 to 834 and encodes 179 amino acids. NCBI's taxonomy places the organism in Eukaryota, Metazoa, Chordata, Amphibia, Anura, Ranidae. The record is from RefSeq and is a predicted model, not a curated record. The transcript is spliced from 4 exons.
CUCACCUCCAUCACAUCUAUUGUUGGGCAGACAAAAGACAAAUGUUUCUUAGGAUUUAAAGUCAACAGUUGAUGUCAGAGUUGUAGCCCAGGGGAGGAGGGCCGGUCCUUGCAUCCCAAGAAACUUCCUCCCGUGACUACAGAGCGAGCGAGAGACAGAAAGAGAGAGACAGAGCAAGGGAGGGAGAGAGAAGCAAGAGUAGAAGAGCUCUACAGAGAAAAGAACGCAAAAAAGAGAGAAAGAGAGAAGAUCGAAGAGCGAGACGAGAAAGAGUCCGCCCUCACCUGCCAGAAGAUGAUGUCCAAUAUGUCCGUCCAGCCCAUCGGAGCACAGCCAAUGUCCGUCUCGCAGUCGGUGAUGAUCAUGCAGCCGGAAGCAUGGGGUUCAGGGAUCUGCGACUGCUGCGAAGACAUGGGAGUGUGUUGCUGUGCUCUCUGGUGUCUGCCAUGCUUCCAGUGCAAAACGGUCAGCGACUUUGGAGAAUGCUUGUGCCUCCCUCUGCUGGAUCCAGGAUGUUGUGCCUAUUUUGGGAGCAGCCUGGUCUGUCCUCCCAUUUCUAUGGCUAUGAGAGCGGCUGUGAGAGAGAGAUACAGAAUCCCUGGCUCCAUCUGUGAUGACUGCUGCAUGCUCUACUGGUGCUUCAGUUGCACCUGGUGCCAAAUGGGUCGUGAAAUCAAGAAGCGCAGAAAGCCGGUCAACUUUGUGACAGCGCAGACGACCACCGUGAGCAUGGCGAUGAACGCUCAGCCUUACCCACAACCUCAGCCCUACCCGCAACCCUUCCCACAACCCCAACAGCAACCCUACCAGCCAUACCCACAACCGGCAUACUAGAAUCCUGCAUACAACCCACCACAGGUCACUUCAAGAGGUUACCAUAAGUGGCUGUAGAACACGAGCGCACAUCUAAUCACAAAACUUUGUGGCAAGAUUCGGUGGGCUUUCUGGGUGCCGAGUAACUCAACGCAAAUAUCGCUGAAGUGUAUUUGUAGCCAAAACUAUUUUUAUCUUAUUUUUCUAGUUCUAAGUAGAGAAGGUAAUAUGGAACAGUUUCCUCAAAUGGGGCUUUGGACAGCAAUAUAGUAAAGGCCAAACAAGUGUAGAAUAGAUAGCAAAUCGGGACAUUUAUU